Arachis duranensis is the source of this 2986-nucleotide messenger RNA. Its product is annotated as glycine-rich RNA-binding protein RZ1B. Lineage: Eukaryota; Viridiplantae; Streptophyta; Magnoliopsida; Fabales; Fabaceae. Gene Ontology annotation, molecular function: RNA binding; zinc ion binding. The coding region runs from base 2000 to 2722 and encodes 240 amino acids. The record is from RefSeq and is a predicted model, not a curated record. The transcript is spliced from 4 exons.
UGAGACUCAAGAAAACUGAGUGAGUUAUUCAGUGAUGGCGGGCAAAGAAGAGAAUCGAAUAUUCGUCGGAGGAUUGUCAUGGGACGUAACGGAGCGUCAGCUCGAGCAUGCCUUUGGCCGUUACGGCAAAAUUCUCGAAUGCCAGAGGAUGAUUCUUUGCUUCUUUUCCUUGUCUUCUUUGAGCUUGGGUUGUGAAUCUUGUGAUCUUUGAGAUGCUAUAGGUGACACUUUAAAAAAGAUAUUUUUUUCCCAGACUGAUUUUGGCAUCGCUGAAGCACAUUUUCAUUUUCCGAUAAAAUAAUAAAUUGUGGUAAAUAUAGAGCCCAAGCUGGAGAUUGAUAUUUCGUUGGGAUAUGUGGGUUUCAGUACAAGGAAGGCAGCCAAUCAAAUUUAUGUUACACCUGUCUACUAUAUGGCAGAAAGAUGUUGUUUGUGCUGUCUUAGUAUUCCUUAGUAAAACCUGUUAUGAUUUGCAAGAGAUAUUUGGUGGUAAGGUUGGAAUGACAGCUAGAGGAAGUUAAUACCUCAGUAUGCUUUUUUGGGGUCUGCUUUGUUAUAUUUGUUUAUGCAUGGCUUAUAGAUAAAUGCCUAUUGAACUGAGAGAAGUAUGGCAUUUGGCCUAUAGUAAUACAUUAAAGAGAACUGCUUUCCUGUCUUGAAAUGCAUCAUGCCUUCUCCAAUAGGCAAUAACCAAUAUAUUUUACAUUUCAGAGUAUAUAGGACCAUUAGUUGGAUUUUGAUUGUACGAUGCUCAGUAGAUUGGUUAAAGUGAUUGUUUAGUUAGUUCAAGAAGUCUUAUACAUUUGCUUCAGCCACAAUCCAAUAUUGUUGCAUCUUUGGCGGUUUAGGGUACUUUCUCAGCCAACAUGAUGCUCAGUUGUUUGGAAAUUGUUGGAUCGAGUUGGUGGUAUCACUCAUGUGACACAUGCUAUAUGUGGAUAUCAUCUUACGCCACCAAAAGGUUCUGCAUCAUUACAGGUUCUGUGGGAACUUAAGUGUUGUAGAGCUCAAAUGUUUCAAAUUUGGAGCAUUGGUAUCAUUGACAAUUGCUGCUCAGAUAGUGGGCUUCUCUCAUGAUAAGAUUUUGUAUUUCACCAGCUGAUCUGCUUGUUAUAGUUAACAAUGUUGAAGGUUGAAUGAAUGAAUUUCAGUUUUCUUACUUUCUCCAUUGGUAUAGGGUCUGUGGGUUGGACAAAUUUUAUUUGAUUUUGAAUGGUCCUUCUUUUGUCAGUAUACUUUUAGUUGAAGAAUCCGAAUCUGCAUAAGAAUGGUUUUUCUUCUAGAACGCUGGUUUUGUUGGAUCAGUCAACAAAGAGGCAGAAGAGCAGAAUUAGGGAGAAUGUUAGGCAUAUAAUCGUGGUAUACCGAAUAUGAGGAAUCUGUCUUACAUGUUGCUUGGCAUUAAUUCUGCAUAAGAUGGAUUAUUUGUUGCAUCUGUUGAGAUGGAUAGAUCAUUGAAGUUAGCUGAAUCAAUUAAGAAGUAAAACGUGAAAUCAUGAUCUCCAUAAGGAAUGCUGUCAAAUUGUCAAUGCUAAGCCUUCUUGCGUGUCGUCUUUCAGAAAUUUGGAAUUCUUUUUUGGUGAGAGAUUUGUGCUGGAAGAGAUAUCAAUAUUCACUGUAAAACUGGAUUUGUGGCAGAAUGAUCUGGUGAUUGCUGAAGAGAUAAUAGCACCUUGAUUUUCAUGAUAUACUGUUCGUUUGUGGCUGCAUAUUGUAUUGUUAGUUCUUCUAGUUCUGAGUGAGAAAUAAUAGUGUUAAUAUAAUACAGCAAUUUUAUCAAGUAACUCCGAUGCUAUAUUCAGAGGUGGGGAAUUAGAUUGUUUAAAUGUCUGUCGAUGAAGUCAUGACCAGUAUGGAAUAUGCUGAAAUUCUAGCUCACAUUGUGGAAGUAGUUGUUGUAAGAGAUAUUUGUGGUAAUAAAAUGGGCUUGGGAUCUCUCUGAAUUGCUUAGCUCUAUUGAAAAACAUUCUGAUGCUUUAACAAUUUGACAGAGAAAAUUAUGAUGGAAAGAGAUACAGGCCGUCCACGUGGAUUUGGGUUCAUUACAUUUGGAGACCGUAGGGGAAUGGAGGAUGCAAUCAAGGAAAUGCACGGACGAGAAAUUGGUGACCGCAUCAUCUCAGUAAACAAGGCCCAGCCCAAGAUGGGAGGUGAUGACGUAGACCAAGGUUACAGAAGUGGCUACUCAUCAGGAGGUAGAGGAAGCUAUGGAGUUGGGGACAGGGUUGGACAAGAUGAUUGCUUCAAAUGUGGGCGUCCAGGGCACUGGGCCCGAGAUUGUCCUUUGGCAGGAGGUGGCCGCGGCCGGGGUGGUAGUUCAUUUCCCUCACGCCCUAGGUUUGGAGGUGCUGGUGGUGAUCGCCUUAGCGGUGAACGUGAUCGAUACCUUGAUGAUCGCUAUGAUGGUGGACGUUAUGGGGAUAGGGAUCGCUUUGAUUCCCGAGAUUACAAAUAUGGAAGUCGUGAUCGUUAUACUAGUGACAGGUAUCCAACUAGUGGAGAUCGAUUUGCAAGUGAUCGAUAUGGAGGAAGCUCAGAUUACGCGCAAAAUGGUUAUGGCAAAGAAAGAGGUUAUGACCGGUAUGGUGGUCCACGAGGUGUUGGUGACAGGUAUGGAAGUGGAAUAGCAGCUCGUGACGAAGGAAGGAAUUAUAGGGGCAGGCCUGGUCCGUAUGAUCGACCAAGCAGGGGUGCUCGCCCGUCGUCAUUUGACCGCUACUGAUCGUGCCUUUUGGGGUUCUUGUGAGAAACGCAAAUGCUGGAGCAUGAUUAGGGAAUUAGUUGUCGUUGUUAGAUGACAUUGAAGUUUCAAGGAAGGCCUAGAUUUUAGCUUAAUCAAUCAAUAGAUUAUGAUGGUAUGUGAUAGUUUGUUUAUUCAUUAAGAACUUGCAGAUCCCUUUUCAGAUAUUCCCCUCAUGAGCCUGACUCUAUUCGGUUUCUUUUCAAAUGCAACCAAGCAUGAACGGUGGUUUUACAUCUUUCCAAA